Messenger RNA from Staurois parvus, 356 nucleotides. NCBI's taxonomy places the organism in Eukaryota, Metazoa, Chordata, Amphibia, Anura, Ranidae. The record is from the annotation of a GenBank genome assembly.
AUGGGGCCCCCGGGCAAUAGGGGAUCAUGGGGCCCCUGUGUCCUUGCCCAAACUCAAAAAAGCCUAUGAAAAAGGAUUAGUAUUUUUGUCCCUCCAGUACCGAGAUUCCCACAGCCCUGCAACACAGUACAACCAACUGCAUGAUACCGCUUAAAACGGAAAUGACACUAAGUGCCCGGCAGGGGUGGACUGACAACUCAUGGGGCCCCCGGGCAAUAGGAGAUCAUGGGGCCCCUGUGUCCUUGCCCAAACUCAAAAAAGACUAUGAAAAAGGUACCAGGGGCAUCUCAUGGGGCCCCCUACUGACCCCGGGCCCUCAGGCAGUGCCCGAGUUUCCAAAUGGUCAGUCCGCCCCU